AUGCUUUUUAUCUUCGCUACGUUUCUCUCAUUUUCACGUUUGAUUGGACUUCCAGUGCCUUAUUUGAGCUACGGAUCCUCGCUUCACGGAUGUUUGCAAGACUUCUCCACUCUUCUUUACAACCCACAAUUGCGCGAACAUUAUGCAAAUCGAAUCGCAAAGCAGCCAACCGAAGCGAAUCUGCGCGCUCUUUUAAACAGCAGCGAGAACAGCAAACAAAUCCAAACACUUCUCGAUCAAUACAAAGCAUUGGGCGAAACUCCCGAUGAAACGGACAUCAUUCGCGCGGUUCUUCGGCAUCAUUGGAAAGAGGAGGAUUACGACUCACCUGCGACGAAGAAGCUGAUGAAACUUCACUAUUACAACGGAGUGAUGAGUUAUUUGAAGAGAGAAAUCAAACGAUAUUUUGAAAAUCCAGAAAUCGCGCCGAUUUCUGUAGAAUCGGAGUUUGCUUUGGAUGGAAGCAUCGAAGUGGAUGGAAGAGAGGAGAAAUACCGGUUUAGAGGUGUGUUUGAUCGCAUCGAAGGAAAGAAUGGAAAGCCGGAAACGAUCGUCGAGUACAAAUCGAACCCAUCAAACAAGGAGUUGAAUGAAGAAAGCUUUGCUUCCAAUGUGAAAACUUAUGUCGAUGCGUUUCGAAAGCUGAACGGAUCGGAUCCUUCCAAUAUGUGGUUUGAAAACAUCGAGUCUGGAAUCCGAUGUCAAGUCGAUUUAGGUAAAAUGGAUGGGAAGUUGAUCGAGUCGAAUAUCACAAAGUAUAUCCGAGGUGUGCGUGCUUGCGAUUUUUCGCGGUGUAAGAACGAGUUUCAAUGCUCGCGUUGCGAGUUUCGGGAUAUUUGUUAG
Molecule: messenger RNA, 843 nt
Organism: Blastocystis hominis
Lineage: Eukaryota; Bigyra; Opalinata; Blastocystidae
Exons: 6
Coding region: 1-843 (280 amino acids)
Source: RefSeq, a predicted model, not a curated record